Molecule: messenger RNA, 4508 nt
Organism: Hypomesus transpacificus
Lineage: Eukaryota; Metazoa; Chordata; Actinopteri; Osmeriformes; Osmeridae
Gene: tnksa
Product: tankyrase, TRF1-interacting ankyrin-related ADP-ribose polymerase a
Exons: 22
Cellular component (GO): nucleus; cytoplasm
Molecular function (GO): NAD+ poly-ADP-ribosyltransferase activity; protein binding
Source: RefSeq, a predicted model, not a curated record
CUCCAGUCCACUCCACUCCACCUGGCUGCAGGUUACAACAGGGUCAGGAUCGUCCAGCUGCUGCUCCAGCACGGUGGCGAUGUCCAUGCCAAGGACAAGGGGGGUCUGGUACCGCUCCACAACGCCUGCUCCUACGGACACUACGAAGUCUCUGAGCUGCUGCUUAAGCAUGGGGCUUGUGUCAACGCCAUGGACCUGUGGCAGUUCACUCCCCUCCACGAGGCCGCCUCCAAGAACCGUGUGGAGGUGUGCUCCCUGCUGCUGGCCCAUGCUGCCGACCCCACCCUCGUCAACUGCCACGGCAAGAGUGCUGUGGACAUGGCCCCCACGCCGGAGCUCAAGGAGAGGCUCACCUAUGAGUUCAAGGGCCACUCCCUCCUUCAGGCUGCGAGGGAGGCAGACAUGGCCAAGGCCAAGAAGAGCCUGGCUCUAGAGAUCAUCAACUUCAAACACCCUCAGACCCAUGACACGGCACUGCACUGUGUGGUAGCCUCCCCACACCCUAAGAGGAAGCAGGUGACAGAGCUGCUGCUGAGGAAGGGAGCCAAUGUCAACGAGAAGAACAAUGACUUCAUGACGCCGCUCCAUGUAGCAGCUGAGAGAUCCCAUAACGACAUCCUGGAGGUCCUGCAGAAGCACGGAGCAAAGGUGAAUGCCCUGGACUCUCUGGGUCAGACGGCCCUCCACAGAGCAGCCAUGGCUGGACACCUCCAGACCUGCCGACAGUUACUAGGCUACGGGGCCGACGCCUCCAUCCUGUCACUCCAGGGCUUCACCGCCUCCCAGAUGGGCAAUGAGGCCGUGCAGCAGAUCCUCAACGAGAACGUUCCGGUACGGAACUCUGACGUAGACUACCGCCUCCUGGAGGCGGCCAAGGCUGGAGACCUGGACACUGUAAAGUCUCUGUGUUCGGCUCAGAACGUUAACUGCAGGGAUCUGGAGGGACGCCACUCCACGCCACUCCACUUUGCCGCCGGCUACAACCGUGUCACCGUGGUGGAGUACCUGCUGCAUCACGGCGCCGACGUUCACGCCAAGGACAAGGGGGGUCUGGUGCCUCUCCACAACGCCUGCUCCUACGGCCACUACGAGGUGGCCGAGCUGCUGGUCAGGCACGGGGCGUCGGUCAACGUGGCCGACCUGUGGAAGUUCACCCCGCUCCACGAGGCCGCCGCCAAGGGCAAAUACGAGAUCUGCAAGCUGCUGCUGAAGCACGGAGCAGACCCCACCAAGAAGAACCGGGAUGGGAACACGCCCCUGGACCUGGUGAAGGAGGGCGACACGGACAUCCAGGACCUGCUGCGGGGCGACGCCGCCCUGCUGGACGCUGCCAAGAAGGGCUGCCUGGCCCGCGUCCAGAAGCUCUGCAGCCCCGAGAACAUCAACUGCAGAGACACGCAGGGGCGCAACUCCACCCCCCUGCACCUGGCAGCUGGCUACAACAACCUGGAGGUAGCAGAGUACCUGCUGGAGCAUGGAGCUGACGUCAACGCCCAGGACAAGGGGGGGCUCAUCCCCCUCCACAACGCUGCCUCCUACGGGCACGUGGACAUCGCCGCCCUGCUCAUCAAGUACAACACGUGUGUCAACGCCACGGACAAGUGGGCCUUCACCCCGCUGCACGAGGCCGCCCAGAAGGGCCGCACGCAGCUCUGCGCUCUGCUGCUGGCUCACGGAGCCGACCCCACCAUGAAGAACCAGGAAGGACAGACGCCCCUCGACCUCGCCACGGCUGAUGACAUCAGAGCCUUGCUGAUAGACGCCAUGCCGCCCGACGCCCUCCCCAGCUGCCUGAAGUCCCAGGCCACGGUCGUCAGCGCUGCCGCCGUCGCCGCCGCCACGGCGACCGUCGUCUCCCCCACCUCCACCCCCGCCUGCCUGUCAGCAGCCAGCAGCAUCGACAACCUGGCCACGUCCCUCGGUGACCUCACGGUGGGCGGGGCCACGGGGCCCGCGGACGGAGCCUGUGGGUCGGACAGGAAGGAAGGAGAGACAUUGCUGGACAUGACCAUCAGCCAGUUCCUGAAGAGUCUGGGGCUGGACCACCUCAGGGAAAUUUUUGAGAGGGAACAGAUAACGCUGGACGUGCUAGCAGACAUGGGUCACGAGGAGCUGAAGGAGAUCGGCAUCAACGCCUACGGACACCGCCACAAGCUGAUCAAGGGCAUCGAGAGACUGCUGGGGGGACAGCAAGGAGGAAACCCCUACCUGGCCUUCCACUGUGCCAGUCAGGGGACUGUGCUCAUAGACCUGGCGCCUGAUGAUAAGGAGUUUCAGUCUGUGGAGGAGGAGCUGCAGAACACAAUCAGGGAGCACCGCGACGGAGGGAACGCCGGAGGGGUGUUCAGCCGCUACAACAUCCUCAAGAUCCAGAAGGUGGUCAACAAGAAGCUGAGGGAGAGGUACUCCCACAGGCAGAAGGAGAUCGCCGACGAGAACCACAACCACCACAAUGAGCGCAUGCUCUUCCAUGGCUCCCCCUUCAUCAACGCCAUCAUCCACAAGGGCUUCGACGAGCGCCACGCCUACAUCGGGGGCAUGUUCGGGGCGGGGAUCUACUUUGCCGAGAACUCCUCCAAGAGCAACCAGUACGUGUACGGGAUUGGAGGAGGCACCGGAUGUCCCGCCCACAAGGACCGCUCCUGCUACAUCUGCCACAGGCAGAUGUUGUUCUGCCGGGUGACCCUGGGGAAGUCCUUCCUCCAGUUCAGCGCCAUGAAGAUGGCCCACGCCCCCCCCGGACACCACUCUGUGAUUGGCCGGCCCAGCGUCAACGGCCUGGCCUACGCAGAGUACGUCAUCUACAGGGGAGAGCAGGCCUACCCAGAAUACCUGAUCACCUACCAGAUCCUGAAACCAGAGACCUGCCCUGCACCCAUAGCCCCUGGGGAGCAGAAGUCCUAGGACCAGAACCGGGACCAGAACCAGAACUAGGACCAGGACCACACACACUGUUACCCUCGUCUCUCCUUUUUAAACUUGACACAUUCUGGGCUUAGCUAGCCCAAUCCAACCUACUGGACCAGAAGCAGGACCAUGACAACACAGAGACAAGGCUGUUCCAAGACCACAUCCCCUCCAUGGACACUCAGUUCUAUUGAAAUGACUGUAAACCCCACCCCCAUCCUCCUCCUCCUCACUCUACAUCACUGAAACGACAUCACCUUCACUGUUCCCUCACACCUUCCUCAUCCCUGCAGUGGUGGUUGUUGUUAUUAUUAUUAUUAUUGUUUACAAUUGUUUAUUGUUGUUUAUCCCACUUUGGUUUGACCACAACAGUGCUGCCUUCACCUGACACUAUGUACAUCACAGCACUUCAUAGCAGAUGAAGCUGCUCUCUAAUUGGCUGUGCUGGGGGGAGAGGUAGGUCUACUGGUCCAGAUAGACAGAGGUGAUUGGUGAAAGUUUGGGACAGGAACUUGAAAGUCAUUCGUCAAAGACUGAAGUGCUCAAUGGAAAACGACCUUUAUAAUAACGUAGGGCUGGGAUGAAGGCUUGUUGAGGCCUCACACUCUGGAACAGGGGAGUUCCAGAGGAACGUUGAAUCUCCAACACACACGUGCGCGUGAACACGUCCACACCGCAGUCUGUUUUUCAAACCACACUAACGCCCAGCUCUGCCCUCCUCACUGACUUUCAUCAUCAUGUCUUAGUGACUGGUUUUGACCCUGUCGUGGUUUUGAAUAUGUUGUAAUGACGGGACCAUGUUUCCAUGGCAAUUUCUCGUAGAGACCGGUGUGUUUGCAGGCACAGCUACCUUGGCUGCUAGGUCAGCUCCUAGCCGUACCCUGGGCUGGUCUGAGUCCUCUCUGACUGCAGGGUUCUGUAAGUGCUGGGGAUGGUUAUGGUUCAGGAACAGCACCAGGAUAUGUGUGUGUGUGUGUGACCAGCUCAUUUUAAACAAGCUAAUCAUUUUAAACAAGCUAAAAAACGGUUUGAUGGACCUGACUUUGCACAAGAAAACCGGAACCUUCUGCCUCCUCCUGUCUCCAGAGUGGGGAGGUGGGCUGCACCCAGUCAAACUCAUCAUGUCAUGGAUUAGCACUUUCUGGUGGGUGGAGGAGGGGAGGUGUAGGAGACUGGGGGGUCGGGGGGGGGUGGGGUAAAGAUGUCUAGUAUUGUAUAAGCAGAUGACGAUGCCUUUGUAAAGCUCACCUUGUCGUUUACUAAUGAAGAGAGAGCUUUUAUUGAUACUGUAAAUAACUUUCUUUUUUUGUGGUUUUGAAUCUUUGAUUUUGUUUUAAUUUUUUUCUCGGAAGAAAGGCAUCUUCAUAUGAGAUGUUCCGCUACUGACAUAAGGUGUGCGUGUGUGUGUGUGUGCGUAUGUGUGCGUGCGUGCGCGAGAGAAUCUUACGACAUAACGGACUACCACCCUAAGCCUGAUCUGGUUUAUUUGUUUCCCCACUUCCUUCCUGUAUAAACCAUGUGACCAGAGUGAGCUGACCAAUGAAAUGCCACUCCUCUUCAUUCCUCUACAGGUGUCUAAAUAAAGAACUGUUCAUAUCUGA